AUGAACGUUUAAUAAACAAAGACAUCAUCACUUAAGGACUUUUAAAUCAUUUAAGAGUUAGGAAAGGGAUCAUUUAGUACAGUGUACAAGGUGAAAAGAAUAGCGGAUGGCUAAGAAUAUGCAUUAAAGAAAGUGAAAUUAGGAUCUUUAAAAUAGAAAGAAAAAGAGAACGCACUAAAUGAAGUCAGACUAUUGGCUUCGAUUAAUAACAAGUAUAUAGUAGCCUACAAAGAAGCCUUCUUUGAUGAUGAAUCCAAAUGUUUAUGUACUGUAAUGGAACUUUUAUCUGGAGGUGACGUGUAUCGUAGAAUCACUCAGGCUCUAAAGGGAGGCCCUUAAUUCUCAGAGUAAGAUAUAUGGAAAGCCUUGAUUCACAUGAUUUUGGGAUUGAAAACACUUCAUGAUUAGAAGAUAGUGCAUAGAGAUUUAAAAUCAGCAAAUGUUUUUCUUUCUCGAGAUGGAACUUUCAAAUUGGGAGAUCUGAAUGUGGCAAAGGUAGCUAAGCAAGGAUUUGUUUAUACUUAAACUGGAACACCAUAUUAUGCUAGUCCUGAAGUGUGGAGAGAUGAACCGUACGAUUUGAAGAGUGAUAUUUGGUCCUUGGGUUGUGUUCUUUAUGAAAUGUGUUGUUUGUAAACUCCAUUCAGAGCAAAAGAAAUGGAUGUCCUUUUUCAAAAAGUCUAAAAAGGGUUGUAUGAUUAAAUACCAGCCAAAUAUUCAAAAGAUCUAGCUUAUGUCAUAUCUUUGUUAUUAAAAACGCAAUCUUCUUCAAGACCGAAUUGCGAAGAACUAUUAAAAAUACCCAUAAUCCAAGGCAGAAUGAAGGACAUUGAAACUUGCAUCAAUCAUUAACCAUAAAAUUAAGAACUUUUGAAGACAAUAUAAAUCCCAAGAACUAUUGAUUAAUUGAAUUCUCAAUUUCCAAAAUCUAAAUACGAAAAUGAGGUUAUGAGUUUUGAGAGAAACAUUGAAAAUAAGUCAACAGAAAAUUCCUCAAGUCCUUUCAGAUCUCCACAAUAAAUAACUAAGACAUAGUAGGAUUCUCGAAUAAGCUAAGGAAAAGAUCGAUAAGUCACUGAUAUCACAAAAAGUCUAGCUUACAUAGAAAGACAGAACAAAUAUCCUUUGUUAGUUGAAGGACCUAGACCCUCGGCAUCAAGAAAAAUUGAAAAACCAAAAUCUGCUUAACCUUAACUUCGCUAUGAGAAAGAAGAAAAAGGAUAACAAUUAGGAAAUUCAAGUAUAAAGAAUUCAUAAGUGAAUAAUAAAUACAAAGAGUCUGAAAACCUUAGGAUGAAAAGGGAAAAUGAACUUAAAGCUUUAUAAGAACAAUAAGAUUUAAAAUAUCGAGAGUUAAGAAACUUGAAAUAAGCACGGGAAGCUUCAAAAGGAAUAAAUGCUGAAAAUAGACGAGUUUCUCCUAUUUCCUAAGCAAAAUAAAAUGAAUAAUAGAGACCUUAUCAAUAGUAGCAAAGUGUAUAAAGGCAAUCUUAUUCUCCUAUUACUCGAAAAGUAGAAAUACCUUAAUAUAAUAAUAAUAGAAUAGUAUAAAGUCAAAUAUAAAGUAGACCUCAAAUAAGUCAAUCUAUUAAUAUUAGUAAUCCAAGUUUAUAAAUUCAUUCAUCAAUAUCUCAUCAAGAGAUUCCAACCAGCAAAAGACAAUAAAUCCCACAAUCAGCAGCUCCAAUUACUUAAAAAUACUCAACAAACCAAUAAUAAAGGCCAAUAUCAGAUAGAUAUUAACAUCCGUAAUCCGCAUUACCAUCAAGAGUAGAUUAGCAAAAAUUAGAUAGAUAAUAAGUAUUUCCAGUUCAAGCAAGAGUUGUUAAAACUAAAUAAAUUGAACAAAAAAGUUAAUAAACAAAAUAGACAAGGCCAUUAUCAUCAAAUUUAACACCUAAUGAGAGAUUAGUAAAAUAAGAAUAUUAGCCUUAAUAUAAUUAAAUUCAAGUAAAUUAUAACCAUUAUUAUCCAAUUGAAACCUAUUAACGUCAUGCAUCAGAUUAAAACUUAAUCAGAUAUUAGUAAUUUGAUUAUCAUAUAUUUUAGAAUGUAGAGGGUAGAAAAAUAUGA
This is a messenger RNA of Paramecium tetraurelia, 2073 nucleotides long. RefSeq lists its product as uncharacterized. The record is from RefSeq and is a predicted model, not a curated record. The transcript is spliced from 7 exons. Lineage: Eukaryota; Ciliophora; Oligohymenophorea; Peniculida; Parameciidae. Gene Ontology annotation, molecular function: ATP binding; protein kinase activity. Gene Ontology annotation, biological process: protein phosphorylation.